AUGCCGCCACACUACGAAGUCAGCAGACAAUCUCGUCAAGAGAGUCGAUCGAGCUCCUCACAUGAACGAGGUAGCUCAGCCCCGCCGCCAUGGAACGAUAGCCCCUGGGAUGCCGAACCAGAUGCUCUAGGAAGCUCAGCGCUCCCACGCCAACGACCACGGCCCCAGAACACCCCCGAUUACUGGAAAGCGUUGCCCGAAGUCCCGUCACGUUUCCGACUUGGCGAGGACGAGAUGCCGUGGUCAGCCUCGUCCUGGCCAGGCGAGUUCGGCAUGCCCGACGAGUCCGAGGUGAACGACUACUCUUCCGAGCUGUCCAUGAAGUUCCGCGACGUCUCCCUCACCAACGCCACCCCGGUGGCCCACGAGAGAGGGGACGACGGGCGGAGACAUGACCUGGAGGCGCUCUCCGCGGCAAUGGUCACCGUCGACAACGGCUUCGAGAACCAGUGGUGGUACCAGGGCGAGCGACAGCAGAUCAAUGCACCGGGGGUGGUGGCUGGCGACUUACAUACGACGACGGCGACCACCGCGGCGGCGGCGCUGGCGAGCACGACGGCGACUGCUGAGGCGGUGGUGCCUCCUCCUCAGACCCCUGUGUACCACCAGCAGCUCGGAAGCUACGACACGAGGGAAUCGAUGGGCUGGGUAACUGCCCAGGGCGGGGAUUCCCACGCGAGCAUGAUGAGUGCUACGAUUUACAACCCGAGUGUCUUGGUAUCACCCAUGUCGGAGUACGCGAGCCCCCGCCUUCACCGGUCGAUGACUACGAGGUCUGAGGAGCUCUUCUUUUACAGCUAA
Colletotrichum lupini is the source of this 801-nucleotide messenger RNA. RefSeq lists its product as uncharacterized. The record is from RefSeq and is a predicted model, not a curated record. Lineage: Eukaryota; Fungi; Ascomycota; Sordariomycetes; Glomerellales; Glomerellaceae. The transcript has a single exon. Bases 1 to 801 code for a protein of 266 amino acids.